Molecule: messenger RNA, 438 nt
Organism: Colletotrichum gloeosporioides
Lineage: Eukaryota; Fungi; Ascomycota; Sordariomycetes; Glomerellales; Glomerellaceae
Exons: 2
Coding region: 1-438 (145 amino acids)
Source: RefSeq, a predicted model, not a curated record
AUGACAAAGCUGCCCAAGGACUUCCAGCAGCAAGGCGACACCCUUCUUUCUCAUGCCAUCCUCGUCAACCGAGUCUUCAUCCUCUCUCAUCUCUACCAAGUCACCGUUCUCGAGACCAACCUCGCCACCACACAUUACAAACAAAACCUCACAUUACACAAAAUGUCUUCCAGACCAGUCAUCAUCCACCAGGCCGCUCCCUCCAUCAGCAGUGCCUACACCGCAUCCUCGGGUUCCUACCCGUCCUCCAACGGCUCUUACACCCCUCGCUCCCUCUCACCAGCCGACCCUGUCUACCACCGCGUUCACGGCGCCGAGAACCACAUGUCCUCGAGCAAGGUCUCCUCCAAGAGAGUCACGGUAGUCAACCGCAACCAGUCGGGCUACGAGCACGGCGCCCCUUCACCAAACUACGGCGGCACCUUCCGUCGAUCCUGA